AUGAAGUUUGUGUCCUCUACUGACAAUAGGUUCCAGCAGACGGAUAGUGCACUUAGAAAUCAGCAGGCCUCCAUCCAGAAUUUGGAGACUCAAAUAGGUCAGAUUUCUAGGAUGUUGGUUGAGAGGCAGCCAGGGACUCUGCCUAGCACUACAGAGUCCAAUCCGAGGGAGCAUGUGAACAUAAUCAUGUUGCAGUCAGAUUCAAGCAGGGAAGUUGAAGCUACCAAGGCGAAGGAAGAGGCAAAUGAGAUUUCACUGAGGAAAUACCAACCCAAAAUUAUGUACCCUGCUAGAUUAAAGCAAGCGCAAGUCGAGCAGCAGUUUGGUGAAUUUCUGGAUAUUUUUAAACAACUGCAUGUAAACUUACCUUUUGUUAAAGUUAUUUCGGAGAUGUCUGGGUAUGCAAAGUUCUUAAAGGAGAUUCUUAGCAAUAAAAGGAAGUUUGAGGACUUGGCGUGUGUGACACUAAACGAGGAAUGUUCGACGAUUUUCCAGAACAACUUACCCGAAAAGCGACAUUAUACAGGGAGUUUUACUAUUCCUUAUGUUAUAGGUAACUUAUUUGUUAAUGAUGCUUUAGCUGAUUUGGGGGCUAGCAUUAAUGUAAUGCCGUACAACCUAUUUGUAAAGUUAGGGCUGGGAGAAACCAAACCCACUAGGAUGAGUAUACAAUUAACUGAUAGAUAUGUUAAGUAUCCUAGGGGUAUUAUAGAGAAUGUGCUUAUAAAAGUAAAUAAAUUUAUAUUCCCUGUCGAUUUUGUGAUCUUAGACAUGGACGAUGAGAGCAGUGUACCUUUAAUUCUAGGAAGACCUUUUCUUGCAACAUCUAGAGCAAUGAUAGAUGUUUGUGAUGGGAAGUUAAAACUUAGGGUAGGGGAUGAGACUGUCACCUUUGACUUACAUAAUUCCAUAAGCCAGUCUUUAGAUCAUAAUAAUAUUAUGUAUAUGGAAUUAUUAGUUGAAGACCCCUUACAAGUCACUUUGCCAAGAGGAGAUAAGCAUGAACUGAUAUGUGUGCAGAAGUUGAGGCCAUCACUUGAGGAACCAUUGGUCCUCAAUUUAAAAGAGCUUCCACAGCGUCUUGACUAUGCGCAUGUGGAUGAGGAUAACGGGCUGCAUGUCACUCCAGUAGCAGACUUGACACUCGAGGUGAGGGAAAUGACAUUACCCUCUUGA
Molecule: messenger RNA, 1176 nt
Organism: Ricinus communis (castor bean)
Lineage: Eukaryota; Viridiplantae; Streptophyta; Magnoliopsida; Malpighiales; Euphorbiaceae
Exons: 4
Coding region: 1-1176 (391 amino acids)
Source: RefSeq, a predicted model, not a curated record